Messenger RNA from Exophiala dermatitidis NIH/UT8656, 924 nucleotides. Its product is annotated as UDP-glucose 4-epimerase. The transcript has a single exon. The record is from RefSeq and is a predicted model, not a curated record. Bases 1 to 924 code for a protein of 307 amino acids. Lineage: Eukaryota; Fungi; Ascomycota; Eurotiomycetes; Chaetothyriales; Herpotrichiellaceae.
AUGACCAAAAGAAUCAUCGUCACUGGAGGCUCGGGCAAAGCUGGUCGGUAUGUGAUAUCAGCGCUCCUGCAACAUGGCUAUGAAGUCUUGAACCUGGAUCUCUCUCCGUUGGCGGCAGACCUAGGCCAAAGUGUGCAUACACUCAAAGUCGACCUGACGGACAGCGGCCAAGUGUUCAAUGCGAUAUCGUCACACUUUCGCCUGACCCAGCCAUUCCGGGAGCCGUUGCUGCAGGCACCAGAUGCCGUGGUCCAUCUGGCCGGCUACGCCAGGAACAUGUUGGUACCGGACAACGAGACGUUCCGAGGCAAUGCGCUGUCGACCUUCAAUGUGGUUGAUGCAUCGGCAAAACUAGGAGUGAAGAAAGUCAUUCUGGCAAGCUCGGUCUGCGUCUACGGAGUCACCUUUGCAGAGGGAGAUAUCGAUUUUCCGUCCUUCCCCAUCGACGAGACAUUGGAUGUCAACCCCAUGGACGUCUAUUCCAUCACCAAGCUUUGCGGUGAGCGCAUCGGUCGCAGCUAUGCUCGCAAAUACGGCAUGGACAUCUAUGCCUUGAGAAUCGGAAACGUCGUGGCUACCGACGAGUACCAUGAAGUGUUCCGCGAUUAUGUCAACAAGCCCGAUGAUUGGAACGUCCACGGAUGGUCGUAUACCGAUGCCCGAGACCUAGGUCAGAUGGUUGCCCUCGGUGUCCAGAAGGAUGGCCUGGGAUUCCAGAUUUUCAAUGCGACAAAUGAUGAAAUCACAAACAAUUGUUCUUCGACCACAGAAUACCUUACAAGUCGAUAUCCCCAUACGCCUUUCACCAGAGAGAUGGGGCCCAGGGAAGCCCCCAUGAGCAACAAGAAGAUCAAAGACCUUCUGGGAUUCAGAGAAGAGCAUAAUUGGCGAAAGUACUAUGCAAUUCCAUCGACGGUCAAGUAA